UCCCUGUGUUGCUGUCUCAAACCUGAUUCUUUCUGCUCGUCUCCUUCCUGUGUCCAGCUCAAGACUCCCACCACCACUCAGGACCAACUCCUUCUGCUCCUGGACCAUCUGAUGGGGCCCACAAGGUGGCAGUGAUGACCACAAUGCUGUCCAGCUGGUGGUGGCCAAGUACCUGGGGGAGCCUAGAGCUGGGGCCUCGAAGCCCUUCUCGGGGAUCCCAGCUCUGUGCCCUCCAUGCCUUUACUUAUACUGGAGCAGAUGGCCAGCAGGUGUCUCUGGCUGAAGGGGACAGGUUCCUACUGCUUCGAAAGACCAACUCAGACUGGUGGUUGGCAAGGCGCCUGGGAGCAUCCUCCACCUCUCGACCCAUCUUCGUCCCAGCUGCCUACAUGACAGAGGAAUCCAUUCCUUACCAGAGCCCAGCUACUAUCACCCCCAGCCAGUCUCUCUGGACUCCUGAGCCAAAGUUGUCUCAUAGAUCCUUGGAGGAGCCACACCUGUCUCAGGCACUCCCAGGCAGAGGCCAGGCUACAUCUGAGCAGCCUCCCCCUCUUCCCCUCAAAAUGUGUAGAAGUGCCAGUGUUGCUAAUUUGAGGCCCAGCCUUCUGAAGCCCACCCAGGAAGCACCAAGUGGAAGAUCCCUCUCCCAGGAAGACUUGCUGUCAGAGGGCACUUCCAGCAUGACAGGACCCCAGCCCCUCAUGUCAGAGACUCCUGUGUACUGUAACCUGGUGGACCUUCGCCGCUGUCCCCGGUCCCCACCCCCGGGCCCUGCAUGCCCCCUGCUGCAGAAGCUGGAUGCUUGGGAGCAGCACCUGGACCCCAACUCCGGACGCUGCUUCUACAUCAAUUCGCUAACCGGUUGCAAGUCCUGGAAGCCCCCACGCCGUAGUCGUGGCGAGUCGAACCCUGCCUCCAUGGAUGGGACACAGACCCUGAAUAGGGACAACGGUGUCCCGAAACCUCAGGCAAAGGGCUCAGGAUCUGACACAGGGACCCCAGAACUGCUUGGCCCACAGGGUUCACCGGGCUUCCGCCGGCGCACCUCCCAGCUUGACCCUUCAGAGCAGCGUCCAGCCUUGCAGACGCCUAGACCUCUGCCGCAGCUCCUGGACGACCCCCAUGAGGUGGAAAAGUCCGGCCUGCUCAACAUGACCAAGAUUGCCCAAGGGGGGCGCAAGCUAAGGAAAAACUGGGGCCCGUCUUGGGUGGUGUUAGCGGGUAACAGCCUGGUGUUCUACAGAGAUCCACCGGCGACUGCGCCCUCCUCAGGCUGGGGGCCAGCGGGUAGCCGGCCAGAAAGUAGCGUGGACCUGCGAGGGGCGGCCCUGGCGCACGGCCGCCACCUGUCUAGCCGCCGCAAUGUCCUGCACAUCCGCACCGUCCCUGGCCACGAGUUCCUGCUACAGUCGGACCACGAGACCGAGCUGCGAGCCUGGCAUCGCGCGCUGCGGGCAGUCAUCGAGCGUCUGGAUCGGGAGAACCCCCUGGAGCUGCGUUUGUCAGGCUCGGGACCUGCCGAGCUGGGGGAGCUGAGCGCAGGCGAGGACGAAGAAGAUGAGUCGGAGCCGGUGUCCAAGCCGCUACUGCGCCUCAGCAGCCGCCGGAGCUCCAGUCGGGGUCCGGAAGGCACUGAACAGAACCGCGUGCGGAACAAACUAAAGCGGCUUAUUGCGAAGAGACCGCCCUUGCAAAGCCUGCAGGAGCGGGGUCUACUCCGAGACCAGGUGUUUGGCUGCCAGUUGGAAUCACUGUGCCAGCGGGAAGGGGACACGGUGCCCAGCUUUGUACGGCUCUGCAUUGCUGCUGUGGAUAAAAGAGGUCUAGAUGUGGAUGGCAUUUACCGGGUGAGUGGGAAUUUGGCAGUGGUCCAGAAACUUCGCUUUCUGGUGGACAGAGAGCGGGCGGUCACCUCCGAUGGGAGGUACGUGUUCCCAGAACAGCCAGGACAAGAAGGCCGGUUAGAUUUGGACAGUGCUGAGUGGGAUGACAUUCAUGUGGUCACCGGAGCCCUGAAACUUUUUCUCCGUGAGCUGCCCCAGCCUCUGGUGCCCCCACUGCUCCUGCCCCAUUUUCGUGCUGCCCUUGCACUCUCCGAAUCAGAGCAGCGCCUCUCUCAGAUACAGGAAUUAAUAGGCUCAAUGCCAAAGCCCAACCAUGACACUCUGCAAUACCUCCUGGAGCAUUUAUGCAGGGUGAUAGCACACUCAGAUAAGAAUCGCAUGACUCCCCACAACCUGGGAAUUGUGUUUGGACCUACCCUGUUUCGACCAGAACAGGAGACAUCAGACCCAGCAGCCCAUGCCCUCUACCCUGGGCAGCUAGUCCAGCUAAUGCUCACCAACUUCACCAGCCUCUUCUCUUGAUGUGGGCAAGGAAGAAAACAUGUAUUUCUAAUGAUCUCCAUUGGUGGUGGUGUGUUCUGUUUUGAGGGCAUCCCCUUAAAUCCUGUGUCUCCUAGAUGACUGUCUGCAUCUUUGUGAGUCUGUCCUGAGGGUUUGGGAUGGGGUGAGGGAGCUUCUCUAAAGAGGAAAGCGAGUGGAUUAACCCCUGCUUCUCUUUUUAGUCACUGUUAUCACUCCUACCCAAGAGAGUAACACAUAAAGCAGCAUUCUUUCUGAUGCA
Messenger RNA from Propithecus coquereli (Coquerel's sifaka), 2625 nucleotides. RefSeq names its product Rho GTPase activating protein 9 (gene ARHGAP9). The coding region runs from base 135 to 2366 and encodes 743 amino acids. Lineage: Eukaryota; Metazoa; Chordata; Mammalia; Primates; Indriidae. The transcript has 18 exons. The record is from RefSeq and is a predicted model, not a curated record. Gene Ontology annotation, molecular function: protein binding. Gene Ontology annotation, biological process: signal transduction; regulation of GTPase activity. Gene Ontology annotation, cellular component: cytoplasm.